AUGACAACGCAAACAAACUUAGAAGUUUUCGCCCAUGGACUAGUGAAAGUUUUCAAAGAACAAUGGGGAGUCGAUGUAUGGCUCAAGCCCGGCCACAACAAUGAUGGUGACGAACUCAUCGCUGCCCACAAAAUUAUUCUGGCAGCAAGAUCAAAGGUGUUUGCGACCAUGUUUGAAUCUGACAAAAUAAAGAACUGGACUGUUCACGAGACAAUAACUCUCUCCGAUCUUAAACGUGAAGAGUUAGAGGUUUUUGUCGAGUUUUGUUACGCUGGAGAGUGCAUGCCUUCCGAGAAGCUGAAGAAACAUGCAAUGUCCCUGUACCGUGCUGCUGAAAAAUACGAGAUUCCUUAUUUACGGGAUCUAUGUAGAAACCAUAUUAUGUCAUCUAUAAACGCUUCAAACGCUGUUGAAAUUCUAGAGCUCUCAAGACUACCUUUCGACAAAACCCUCUGCGAAUUUGCUAACAAUUAUAUCGACUUUCACUCGAGUAUGAUUUUCCCUUUAGGUAGGUUUAGAACUUAA
Molecule: messenger RNA, 525 nt
Organism: Brassica rapa (field mustard)
Lineage: Eukaryota; Viridiplantae; Streptophyta; Magnoliopsida; Brassicales; Brassicaceae
Product: putative BTB/POZ domain-containing protein At2g40440
Molecular function (GO): protein binding
Source: RefSeq, a predicted model, not a curated record